Messenger RNA from Paramecium octaurelia, 723 nucleotides. NCBI's taxonomy places the organism in Eukaryota, Ciliophora, Oligohymenophorea, Peniculida, Parameciidae. The record is from the annotation of a GenBank genome assembly.
AUGGGAAAUAAUUGUUGUGAAUGUUGUAUAAAGAAAAAUUAAAAAGAUAAUAACAAUGAUACAAACGAAAAGGAAAUUGAAUAGACAGUGGAUUAUAAAAUACAAAAAGGACCAACUCAUAUUAACGUUCUAUAUAAAAAUCUGCAGGCAAGUAAUUGCAUUGUAUAUGUAUCUUGUUGUGAUGAUAGAGGGAGAAACUCAUAAAACCAAUUACUAUAAAAAGUAUUUAGAUCAAUAAAGAUUAGAAUGAACAAGUUGCAGAAUAAUUGUAGAGAAAGACAAAUCAAUUAGGCCAACUUAGUGAAGUAAUAAUAGGGAAAGUCUUUUUUUUCUUUUUUGUAUUGCCAUUAUACUUGGGGGAAGAUCAGUAAGUCCUCCUAUUGAAACAACAAAUAAAACAGUUGGCAUAAAUUAUUAUAGACAAAAAUUUGACUGAAAUAGCAAUCGAAGAUAUCGGAGUUUAAAGAUUUGGCUAUCCACGACAAGUAAGUGUGACUUUAUUAUUAUAAGCUAGUUGCUAAAUUGAUAAUCGAAACAUUUGCCAGUCUAUUAAAUAAGAUGGUAAGCUUGAACAGGAUAGAUUUUAUGAUCAAUGACUUAAAAUCAAAAUCAAUGUUUGAAGAAGAAAUUCAAGCAAGAAGGGAACUGUUAAUAAAAGGCGAUUCCUUAUUGAAAAUUGAUCAGACAGAUGAGAAAUCGCUAAAACAGCCUUUGAUGGUUUGA